Messenger RNA from Lingula anatina, 3264 nucleotides. RefSeq names its product selenocysteine-specific elongation factor. Gene Ontology annotation, biological process: selenocysteine incorporation. Lineage: Eukaryota; Metazoa; Brachiopoda; Lingulata; Lingulida; Lingulidae. Gene Ontology annotation, molecular function: translation elongation factor activity; GTP binding; GTPase activity. The record is from RefSeq and is a predicted model, not a curated record.
ACGAUCUUUUCUUCUUCGUGUAGUCAGACACCGUUAAGAGAAGUUACCACUACACAAUCAUUUAAAUGUAACUAAAGUGGCUAUAUCUAAUAGUGUGCAGAUACCACAUAAGACGUUAGAAUCUACAAGUAAAACUAACUGGUCUGAGAGGGCACGUACGGUUUGUCUUAUAUGACGUCUAGUUGCCUGAGAAGGCAUGGCCAUAGCCGUUCGCCGGUGCUAAACGGAAGCAUGUUUUUCGGAGUGUUGGGUUCAUCCUCUUAAGUCUAAAAUCUGAAAUUAUUUUUUGAGAUGCAAGGCACACUGAAUUUCAAUGUAGGUGUUUUGGGACAUAUUGAUAGUGGGAAAACUAGCUUGACAAAAGCUUUGAGCACUGUUGCAAGUACAGCCUCGUUCGAUAAAAAUCCGCAAAGUAGGGAAAGGGGAAUCACACUUGAUUUAGGAUUUUCCUCGUUCACCGUAGAUAUACCAGAGCAUCUGCGUCAACAUGGAAGCUAUGACAAACUUCAGUUCACUCUUGUAGACUGUCCUGGACAUGCCUCUCUCAUCAGAACAAUAAUUGGUGGUGCUCAGAUCAUAGACCUGAUGAUGUUGGUGGUAGAUGUGACCAAGGGAAUUCAAACACAGACUGCAGAAUGCCUUCUAUUGGGAGAAAUCACCUGUGAGAAGAUGGUAGUUGUAUUAAAUAAGAUUGACUUACUCCCUGAAGACAAGAGGCAAAGUGCAAUUGAAAAGAUGUCUAAAAAGUUCCAAAAAACCCUAGAAGCCACAAGAUUCCAUGAUGCCCCUAUCAUCCCUGUAGCAGCCAAACCAGGAGGCCCAGAGGCCCAGGGGAAGGAGGCAGAGGGGAUGGUCAAGCUCAUUGACAUCCUGAAAGCCUGCACAUAUAAGCCACAAAGAGUAGAGACUGGUCCUUUCAUUUUUGCUGUGGAUCAUUGUUUCUCUAUAAGAGGUCAGGGGACAGUGAUGACAGGGACUGUGUUGUCUGGGAGAGUUGUGGUCAAUGAUACGGUAGAGAUUCCAAGCAUGAAAAUGACGAAGAAGGUCAAAGCCAUGCAGAUGUUCAGACAGCCAGUGGAGAAAGCAAUACAGGGAGACAGAGUUGGUAUCUGUGUCACCCAGUUCGAUCCUAAAUUACUAGAGCGGGGUCUUGUUUCCUCUGUGGGUGUUCUGCCCACCAUCACUGCUGCCAUCAUAUCUGUUCAAAAGAUUAAAUACUUCAAGGGACCAGUGGCUACAAAAUCCAAGUUCCACAUUACUAUGGGCCAUGAAACUGUCAUGGGGAAAGUGAGCUUCUUUGGACAAAAGAGAGAUGGAGUUGAAGAUACAUCUGGUGCUGAAAAUAAUUUCAAUUUGGGGGAAGAGUAUAUUUAUCAGGAGGAGUUACACAUUGGGAAAAGUGUAAAUGAAAGUAAGAAUGAUAACAGUGAAGUCGUUGCAAAUAAACCAGUGAGACAAUAUGCACUGAUUAUGUUGGAGAAACCAGUUACAUGUGCACCGCAUUGCCUUGUUAUUGGUUCAAAACUGGACACAGAUAUCCAUGCUAAUGUCUGCCGUCUUUCAUUCCAUGGCCACUUGCUUCUGCCAGUUACAGACCCGAAGUAUCCAGAGACCUUACUUCCCAAUUUAAAAGUAUAUAAGAUAAAGCAAAAGGAAGGCUUGGUGGAGAGGAUAGCUGAUGACUAUUCUGUAAUUGGGAAAUCUUUAUUUAAAAAGGAGAGCAACAUUCAGUUGUUUGUAGGAUUGAAAGUGAAACUGUCAACAGGAGAAGAUGGUGUCAUUGAAGGAGGGUUUGGUCAAAGUGGAAAAUUCAAAGUAAGGAUUCCGAAUGGUCUGCUUCAAGGUACGAAACAAAAAUUGUCUGCAAGUAGUAAAAAGAAAGGAAAGGCUGCUGCAGAAGAAACAAGUCAGGAAUCAGAUGGUGGAAAAGAACCAGUAAAAAUUUACCUUAUAUUCAAGCGUUAUAUAUAUGACCCAAAAAAGGAAAUGAUUCAAAUUGAUUGAUGGGUGUUUUUGCAUUAAUGCAUUCUAAGGAGGAAUGACCUCUGCAUCUUUCUGUUGCAAGCCAUGAAUUCAAACUUUACAAUAUUACAAAAGUUUAUUAUCAGUAUUUGUAAUCAGCUUUGGUAAGAAAUGCAGAUAAUGAAAGAGAUUGCCUUAGUAUAAUAUUUGAAAAGAAAAGAAAAACAAAUUGCAUUAUGGUAGAUGGGAUGGAAGGUGUAGAAAUUGGAAUGUGUUCAGACAUACUGUAUUUUUUACUAGUCAAAUGGAUAAAUUUCCUUUUUUUCAUCUUAAAUCACAUGCUUCAGAUAAGAUAGGCUUAAAUGAUUCAAGAUGUGAAGUCGGUGCUGAUUUUGAAUCCAGGUUUAAUGACUGCAAUUUUAUGAAGAUUCGUCAUAAAUUUCAUUUUUUUCCAUUUAAAUAGUGUUGAAGUGAAAUUCUGUAAUCCCCACAAUGUAGUCCCUCAUGUGUCCCCUAUUACAUUUUUAAGAAUUAAUGGCAUUAGCUUUUAAGUGAACUAUGUGUAUGCCUAACUAAUGGGUUCAGUGUACUUUUAGAAAAUUCAGACUACCAAAUUUUAUUUAUUCAACUUUUAAAAGAAUGUGAAAAUUAAUCUUGGAUGUCAAAAGUAGGAGGAUUUUGAAUGUAGUCUCUGAGAGACACUUUUUCUGUCAAACUUAAAUUGGCUGACAGCAACUAGCAUCUCAUGUAAACCCCAACCAUUGAAGUAAGUGAUGACACUAUAUUUGGAAAAACAACUAAGAAGUCUUUAAAUUGAAAAUAUAUAAUCAAAUGUCUUACAGGUAGUUUUUGGCCACAUCUUGUGAAAUAAGUGAGCCUAUUCAACAGUUGUGCAAAUUUGUAAAAAUGUGCUGUUCUUUUAACUACAUGUUUAUGUAUUUAUAUACACGUGCAGGUAAGUUUCUUUUAAGACUUCUAUGUGUGUAUACAUACAAAUAUUUAUAAAACAUAUUUUUAAUCAAGAUUUUUUUAUUUCCUUCUCACUUUUUUUUUCAUUUGAAAAGCUCUGAAAUUUGAUAUUAACACUGCAUUACAUAUAUACUGGUAGAGUAAUCAGUUGGAUUACUUCCAGAACUAUCAGACUAUAUUUAUUCAACUUCGAAAUAUGAAAAUUAAAUUCAGAUAUUAAACUCUGGGGAGAAUGGUUUAGCUAUAAGUAAAGAAAUGCAUAAUUGAUAAUGACAUAAACAGUGACUGUACAUACAUUCAGAAUUAAAGUAAUGUUUGCUAGGGAAUGUCCAA